Messenger RNA from Amoebophrya sp. A25, 748 nucleotides. Lineage: Eukaryota; Dinophyceae; Syndiniales; Amoebophryaceae. The record is from the annotation of a GenBank genome assembly.
UAAUUCCUGUGCACACGAGGAGGUGGGUCGGGUCGACGGCUGCAUUAGUACGACGAGGACUCUGCAGAAAGAUGACUGCGGGAGGAAGUGAUGAUCAUGCGGGUAGUACUGUCGAGUGCAUCACCGCUGGUGCAGAUUCAUCUACACCACGAGGACCUGAAGUUGUAGAGGCAGGACCAGGAGGGGCUGAAGAGUCCUCACCUGAAGAAAGACAGCGGAAUGGAGAAGAUGUGGGAAAGGUAUCAAAAAUUGAUGAAAAUUUUUCAAAUCCACCAAGCAAAGGAGUCCACCAAGAUGGUGAAACUUCAAUGGGGGAGGAAAUCAGUUCUCGUCUGGCAGCAGGAAACGGGAUGAAGGCGGCCACAUUACUAGAUGUUGGUGUUAAAGCAGAUGAAGAGACGUCUGCAGGAGCAGUUGAAGCUUCAUCAGGACUCGAGCAAGAAAAUGCUGUUAAAGUUAAUGCAGAAGCUAGACCAACAUCUCCACGACCUCGACCUCCAGCAGUACUAGCAUCAAAUAACGCCGCCACUACAGCUGGAGCUGCUCCGACCGGGACCGGCGAGGGCAACAAACAGCUGAACCAAGAGGUCAGCGAUGCUACUGCCAGAGAGCUAGAGGAUGCCGAUUUGCAACGAAUACAGACACAAGUCGAACAGCUUGGGGUUGCGGCUAUGGAGGACGACGCCGUUUUAUUCGGUCCACAAGUUACUGCUCCACGAUCUACUGUUCUUGAGAAGGAGAUUUUGAC